GAGGGGUGAGGUGUCAGUUCCCCAUUGGUCUGGGUCAGGGUUCUGGGGAGGUCCCCACUGCACACACAAGUACAUUUACAUCCCAACCACAGCCCAUGCUCACUGAGCCGGCUCCAGAAACCAUGAGGCUGUCACUGCCACUGCUCCUGCUGCUACUGGGGGCUUGGGCUAUCCCAGGGGGCCUUGGGAAUAGGGCUUCGCUCACAGCCACUGCCCCAGAGCUGGACGAUGAGGAGAAGUAUUCAGCUCAUAUGCCUGCUCACCUUCGCUGUGAUGCCUGCAAGGCGGUGGCCUACCAGAUGUGGCAACAUCUGGCAAAGGCAGAGGCCAAGCUUCACACCCCUGGGGGGCGUCAGGAGCUGAGUGAGUCGGUAUAUACAGACGUCCUGGAACAGAGCUGCUCCCAGACCUGGCAGGACUACGGGGUCCGAGAAGUGAACCAGGUGAAACAUCUCAUGGGCCCAGGACUUAGCCAUGGGCCAGAGCCAAGCGUCAGCGUGAUGAUCACAGGGGGCCCCUGGCCCACCAGGCUCUCCAGGACAUGUUUGCACUACCUGGGGGAGUUUGGAGAAGACCAGAUCUAUGAAGCCCAUCAACAAGGCCAAGGGGCUCUGAAGGCAUUGCUGUGUGGAGGCCCCCGUGGAGUCUGCCCAAAGGAGGCACCAGGCACAAGGGCAGAGCUCUAGUCCAGCUCCUGCUUCCCCUUUGUGGUCAGCCCCUGAAGACAGAGGGAGCUUCUUCGGGAUCUGUCCCCCUCCUUUCUGCAAGGCUGCUGAGGACAAGGAGAACUUGCUCACUAGGCUGCCACUCUCUCCUCCUCCAGCUUUGGGGCACUGGGGCCUGGGCGAGGGGCCAAGGCCUUCCCCUCUGGACUCAAAUAAAACUCAGUGACCUCAA
Messenger RNA from Myotis davidii, 897 nucleotides. RefSeq names its product marginal zone B and B1 cell specific protein (gene MZB1). The record is from RefSeq and is a predicted model, not a curated record. Bases 96 to 686 code for a protein of 196 amino acids. The transcript has 4 exons. NCBI's taxonomy places the organism in Eukaryota, Metazoa, Chordata, Mammalia, Chiroptera, Vespertilionidae. Gene Ontology annotation, cellular component: extracellular region; endoplasmic reticulum chaperone complex. Gene Ontology annotation, biological process: regulation of B cell proliferation.